AUGUCUUCGAACGCUGCGAAUACCACCGGAAACCUCUCUGCCAGCCGACAACCACUCGUCAACGACAGGUUCGUCAAGAUUUUCGUCUACGGCAUGUACACAUCACUCGCGGCAUUCGGAGUCUGCAUGGUCGUCUCUUUCAUAAUCCUCUAUCCGAAGAAUCCCCGAUUCGCCCUCAAAGAUGCCGAAAUCUACGACCUCCAACUAACAGCAACUCCGCCGUCAAUCAACUCCACUGUCCACCUCACCAUCAUAUUCAUCAAUCCAAACAAGAAAGCCGGCAUUUACUACAGCGAUUUGGUAGUGUACACUUCUUACAAGGGCGAAAUGGUCAUUCCGGAAGCUCCCAUCGCACCGUUCUACAUGGAUCACGGAGAAACGAGCCCUCUAAGCGUGUCGUUGGUCGGGAAACAGCAGCUUGUGGGCCCCGCUUUGGCUUCUCAGUUCCAGCAAGAUCGAGAAAACGGGAAAAUGGAGCUGGAAUUUAAGGUAACCGGGAAUAUGAAGUUUAAAGAUGAGAAAUAUUGGUACCCUUUUACGGUCAAGUGUCCAGCGCUUAUGAAAUUCGAGCGUAAAACUCCCCUGAGUUCAACCACACAGGGCAAUGUGUGUUCAAUAAAGUUCUAA
This is a messenger RNA of Erythranthe guttata (spotted monkey flower), 627 nucleotides long. RefSeq names its product NDR1/HIN1-like protein 26. Lineage: Eukaryota; Viridiplantae; Streptophyta; Magnoliopsida; Lamiales; Phrymaceae. Gene Ontology annotation, biological process: defense response to other organism. Gene Ontology annotation, cellular component: plasmodesma; plasma membrane. The record is from RefSeq and is a predicted model, not a curated record.